GCUGAAGAAUCAGGCUGAAUUCCAGCAAACAGAGAGCAGAUUCCUGACAAGAGUCUCCUGAGCUGUGGCAAUGGCUUCUCGGUGUCGGAAAUGUGGACAACAGGUACCCAGGAAUCUGCCUUUCACUGCUGUCCGGAUAACAGAAGGAGAAAUGAAAUCUUACCAUGAUUUUAUAGGAGGAUGCAUUAGACUGGAGCGCAUGGCAAAGAAAGAUGAAAUCAUGCAGCAGGAGAUACGGCCGCUGGUAGCAGUGGAUAUAAUAGAGCAGCUCCACAGGCAAUUUGCAAUCUUGUCAGGAGGAAGAGGGAAGGAUGGGGCACCCAUUAUAACUUUUCCAGAAUUUGCAGGAUUCAGUGAGAUACCGGAUGACGAUUUUCUGAACGUGGUCACUUAUCUAACCAGCAUUCCCAGUCUGGAGGCUGCCAGCAUCGGAUUCAUCAUCAUCAUAGACAGACGACGGGACAAAUGGAGUGCAGUCAAGGCAUCCCUGACACGAAUUGCAGGAGCAUUUCCAGGAAACCUGCAGCUGGUGUUUGUGCUGAGACCCUCCCGCUUCAUCCAAAGGGCAAUCGCUGACAUUGGCAUCAAACUCUAUCGAGAUGACUUUAAAAUGAAGGUACCGAUCAUCAUGUUAAACUCUGUCUCUGAUCUGCAUGGCUACAUUGACAAGAGCCAGCUGACGCGGGAGCUGGGGGGAACGCUGGAGUACGGCCACAGCCAGUGGAUCCAUCACCGAACCGCUAUUGAAAACUUUGCAAUGACAGUAAAAUCAACAGCACAGAUGCUACAGACCUUUGGAACAGACUUAGCAGAGACUGAGCUUCCCAAUGAUGUGCAGUGCACAGAGGAGCUUCUCUCCUCACACACCGACCACCACAGCAAGCUGAAGGAUGAGCUGAAGCUAGCAGUGAAGCAGGGGGCCACCUUACUGACGUGCAUCCGGGAGCCAGUCACCAGAAGUGCCAACAGCAAGCUCAGUCCAGAUGAACUGGAAAAUGUGGCCACAGUGGAAAGGUUGUUGGCUCAGUUGGAUGAAACAGAAAAGGCUUUUGAUCAAUUUUGGACCAAGCAUCAUCUAAAACUAGAACAGUGCCUGCAGCUUCGACACUUUGAACAUGAUUUUAGAGAGGUAAAACUGACAUUGGAUAACCUCAUGGAAACACAAGCAGGUUUUGCUGACAUUGGAGACAGUGUGACUCGAGUUGAGAACCUCCUAAAGGAACAGAAACAUCUGGAAGAGAAAGGACAGGAACCUUUGGAGAAGGCCCAGUCUCUAGCUCUGCAUGGAGAACAGCUCAUCCAAAACAACCAUUAUGCAGUUGACUCCAUUAGACCAAAGUGUGUUGAACUCAGGCGGAUUUGUGAUGACUUUACCAAUGAGACCAAGAAAAAGUAUGAUAUUUUGGGAAAGUCUCUUGAGCUGCAUAAGCAGUUAGAUAAGGCAAGCCAAUGGUGUGAAGCUGGAAUCUACCUCUUAGCUUCCCAAGCUGUGGACAAGUGCCAGUCACAAGAGGGAGCUGAAACUGCACUCGUUGAAAUUGAGAAGUUCUUGGUUACGGCUAAGGAACACCAGCUGUCCAACCCGAAGGAGUUCUACAAUCAGUUUGACAUGAUCCUCACCCCUGAAAUAAAGGCCAAUGCCCAAAGAAUUGUACAAAAACUCGAAGAUGUACAAGAAAUGUUUGACAAGAGGCAAGUAAGUCUGAAGAAGCUGGCAGCCAAACAGACCCGGCCAGUACAACCUGUUGCUCCACAUCCUGAAUCUUCCCCAAAGCGAGCAUCACCAAAGAUUACCAGACCAGCAGCAGUAGCUACCAACAGGAGGUCUACAGAAAUUUCCUGCCCUCCAAAGACUGUUUCUGAAGUAGAGUUAUCAAAAAAGAAAAGCAUUAAGAAGACAAAAGGUGGAAUUAAGAUUGAAGUGAUGCAUGAAGCCAGUCAAGGAGGAUCUAGCAGAGUCCUGGUGACCAGUGAAAGUGAUGAGAACUUGUCAACAAGGAGGAGCCACAUAAUCAAUGAGCUGAUAGAAACAGAACGGGUUUAUGUAGAAGAACUUCAAAGUAUAAUAGAGGGCUAUGCUUCAGAAAUGGACAAUCCAAAUUUAGUACACCUGAUUCCAUCUGCACUUCAGAACAAGAAGGAAAUUCUUUUCGGGAACCUCCCAGAAAUCUAUUAUUUCCACAACAGGAUUUUCCUGAAGGAGAUAGAAAAUUGCAUUGAAAACCCUGAGCUUCUUGCCCGAUGCUUUCUGAAAAGAAAGGAGGACCUCCAAAUAUAUGAAAAGUACUGUCAGAACAAACCAAGGUCUGAAGCUCUCUGGAGACAGUGUGGAGACAGCAUCUUUUUUCAGGAAUGUCAGCGUAAAUUGGAUCACAAGCUCUCACUUGAUGCCUAUCUAUUAAAGCCAGUUCAGAGAAUCACCAAGUACCAGCUGCUGCUAAAGGAAAUGCUUAAGUGCAGCAAGAAUUCAGAAGGUACUGCUGAAUUGGAAGAAGCCCUGGCCACGGUGCUUGAUAUCAUCAAAUCAGUAAAUGAUUCCAUGCACCAGAUAGCAAUCACAGGAUAUGAGGGGGAUGUCAGUGAGCUUGGCAAGCUGUUGAUGCAGGGUUCCUUCAAUGUAUGGACUGACCACAAGAAGGGGCACAACAAGGUGAAGGACUUGGCUAGAUUCAAACCAAUGCAGAGACACCUUUUCCUCUAUACAAAGAUGCUGCUUUUCUGCAAGAAACGGGAGGAGAACACUGAUGGCCAUGAGAAGACAGCUUCAUACAGCUUUAAAAAUUCAUUAAAGAUGAGCACUGUGGGCAUUACAGAAAAUGUAAAAGGGGAUAAUAAGAAGUUUGAGAUCUGGUAUAAUGGCAGAGAAGAGGUCUAUAUCAUUCAGGCAUCUUCUGUUGAGCUGAAAAACACCUGGAUUUCAGAGAUCCGCAAAGUCCUGACAGGACAGCUGGAAGCAUGCAGAGAAGCAAGUCAACUGCACCAAAGAAUCACUGAGAGUGUGUAUCAUGCACCAAUGGAUUCCUCCAAUGCAAGCAGGUAUAGCAGGAAGUCAUCAAGUAUAUAUGAAAACAAAUCUGACACAUCAAAUGUGGAUGCAUCUAACAAUAAAAACAGGAAUUCCAGUCCCAGCGCCAGACAAAAGAGAGUUGAUGCUUCCAGCAGCCUUAACCUUGAGCGCACAGCGCUUGCUAGAAAGCGAUUCACAUUGCAAGGUCUUUCCAACCGCAGAGCUCCACCCAAAGAUCCAGAGUCUAAGGACAGAGAAGUUACCCGUCGCUUUUCCCUAGCCUCCUCCAUCAGCACCACAGUUAAUGCUUCUGCUGUGACCAAAGGUCCCCUUGUUCCUGCAGUUAAAGUCAAGAGACAUGAAAUAAAGAGUGACCCAACUCCCCUGGGGUUUGAAGAUGCUUUUGAGAACACCAUUUUGGCCCAGACUAAAUGUAAUGCCGGUUCCACCACGAGAUCCGUACCUAGAUCUGCUUCACAGACAGGUUGGCCCAGCAGACAAAUGCCUUCUCUAGACACAUUUGAAGAUUUUGAAGCCAUCCCUUCCAGCAUGGAUGAACUCUCCAACUCUUCUGAUUUGGAGGAAGAGACCAACCCUAACAAUGGGAGCAAUCUCUUCCGUGUUGAAGGCAGUUUUGACAGCUGUUUCCCAGAUUCUCUUACUCUCGAAGAUGGAGAUUUAGUGCAGUUUGUGCAGGAAGGAGAGAAUGGUCAAUGGUUAGUGAAGAAACUGGUGUCUGAGAAAAGCGACUGGGUUCCCUCCAGUAUAUUGCAGCCAGCAGAGGGGGACAGUAACAACAUAAUUAAGAGCAGCAAUGCAGACACGUACAACGAUUCCUGCAGCACAGCCUCAGUAGAGUCAGACACCAAGGAAACUGAGGUGGCCAAAAGCUUCCCAGCAGAACAGAGGGCUGGCAGCUGAACAGCAGGACCAGCCUUCCUCAGGACCCCGUCCACCUGCCUUUGUCUUGGGUGGACACUGGAUCAAAGUUGCCUUUCUCACAAGCUCUGAGGUUCAUAAUUCACUAAAAUUUUAUCAACAUGAACAGAUGAGAACUGUGCUGUCCACCUGGCAAGCUGGGAAAAACAAACUUGAAAGGAGCAUUAAACAUUCAGAAAACAUCAAACUUACCUUCAGUAUUAGAGAAGAAAAAUGCUUCUUGCAUUGAUUAUCAAACUGUUUCAGAAGAUGUGGCCUAAAUUAGGUCGACAGCAGAGCUGAAGAGUUUCUAUGCACGCACCUUUUGGCAACUUUGCUUGAGCACCACAUCACUGCAGAGGGGCACGAGGUGGUUACGAGUCCUUGCUCCACCCUGGGGUCACCUGGAGGUUUUUCCAUUUGCUUGCCUCUGGCUGUGCCUUCCCUGUCCUCCUUAAUUCCAGCUGAUACAUCAUCACAAAUGUGCCCUUUUUGCUGUCGGUCAACACCAAAAACACCCCACCUGAGGGUGGCUGUGGGAAGGAGGCUUCUGGCUGGGACAUCAGCGAGGCUCCGUGCAGCAGUGAGGGACUCCUGCGCAGUGGCCUGGGAAGGUCCAGCUGCACACGGCAUUCCACACCUGGAACGGUGCACGGGGCAGCUCCUGCCUGCGAGGUGCAGGGCUAAGCAGGGAAGUAAAGAUGUGUAACAGCUACUGUGACAAAGAACACUUUGAACUCUUUUAGUCUAAGUCGUUCCUCUGCCCCCUCUACAGUCUCUGGUUGCUGGAUCACAACCCUUUGCAUUUGGUGCUGAGAAUUCAGUUGAAUGCCAUUUACUGUCACACUUUUGAGUAGACUGCAUGCUUUCCUUGUGUGCUGGGCUAUGAGUAGAUACAUUUCACCCCCCAUUUGGAAUAUACUUAAGCAUUGCAAAUAGGCAGUGGGCAUUAGAUGCUCCAAUGAGUGGAUAAAGUGUUGUUGUUAACUACUUCUUUCCAGGCUGUUUGAUGAAAGGACUGUACCAAAUCUCUGCCACAUAAGGAUGUAAUGUAUAAUAUAAAGUGAUUACAGAUGUUAUGAUUCCUACACAAGCCAUUAGCUCAUUUAGAGCAGCUGUUAAGGCAUGAAGGCAUUUUGAUGGUAAUUGGGUCUUAGGUCCCACAAAAGCUGCUAGUACUUUAGUAAAGAUAAAUAUUGACUAAGGGUUGCAAACAGGCAAAGAUCAGUCUGGUAAAAACCAGCCCAGAAGAAGCUCAAGAGUGAGUGAGUGGCUUUCACUCUUAGGGAUGUUUUGUUUAAGCCUCAGACUAGUGGUGCUUUAUGUAAAUACAAAGGGCACUAAAAGCACUAGAAAUGGAGAUAAAGCAAAACCAAAACCCUCUCUUUACUAAUUGAGCCUCUGAGCAAAGCAGUGUGUGUAUCAUUCUGCUCUCACCUUCGCAGGGACUCGAAUGUUUUCCUUAGUGUCUCAGUGGAGGCUGGCAUUGCAGGUACCUUAGUGUGUGAGUCAGGAUAGCUGUGGAGCAGGGAGAUAGUCCUGUUUGAGAAAAAGUCUUAGAGUAGGUAAAGGCUUAGUCAGGUUUUUUUUUGCCUGUGACUUAUUGCUUGAUUAUAAGUUGCACUGUGGUGAUUGAUUCCCAUGGCUCUUCUAAUUCUCCAUAUCUAAACUCUACAAAUAUUGACAUUUUCUGAUCAUGACUAAAGAACCUUUCUGGAAGCAUUUUUGUCCUACAGGGGUAGGGACUUGCCUGUUUGUGUUGGUCAUUUACCUCAAAAAUGACAUGUAGACUCUCAGGAACAUGAAUCCUCUUGGUCUACUGUGGUUAUCAGCAUCUUGCAGAAAGAAUUGAUUCCUUUCAGUCCCCUAAGGAAAUAUGUAGUGACGUUUUCUUAUAGUGCAAUUACUUUAUCCUCUCUCUAAAAUGAGUUCAUUCUGGUUUCUCUAUUACUUUCAGUAAUUUUUUGCACAGGAACAGUUCUGCUGUCUACCCCUGCCCUAAGCAUAGGAGAGGGAAGGGCUGGGGAGCUUUGAUUGCACAUUAGUGAGUAUAGUAAACUUUUGUGGGGGAGAGAGAGAGAUGGGGAAGCAUUACCCUGGAUGUAUGAAACUGCCAGAACAAAGAUUUGUGACAUUGCUGAUGGAUGGAAAGACAAAAACCUGCACUUUGGAGUUUUAUUUUUGAGGAAUCUCAUUCUCAUUGUGAAAUGGCAGCAGGAAGUCUCUCAACUGAAGAUGAGAAGUCAGGUAUUUUCAGUCCAUUCCCUACCUCUGCAUGAGCAGGAUGACAGUGUGCUGGUCCCACAUCCCUUUGUACCCAAACACCUUCCUGUAAAAUGGGAACUAUUGAAUUUCCCACUAAAUGCUAAAUUUUAUCACGUAUACAAAAAUUAGGGACCCUCCUAGGAAAAGCAAAGCAUUCAACCCCAUAUGCCCCAUUGUGUCCUCCAAGAGUGCCACUGGUGGGAUCCUGUGGAGCAGUCUAGAGCUGGAGCAGAGAAUGGAGUUACUGAGCAAAAGGGUCCUCUCCCAGCUCCAGACCAUCUGUCAUGGCAACUGCAAAGGUAGGGACUGGAUUAUUGCAUUCUCCUCCCUAGUUCGCUUUUGAAAACUUUUUUUUUUUUCACCCAAAAAUCUCAUGUUUUAUCCUGCUGGACCAAAGUUUGAGUGUGUGCUGCUCCGUGGAUGCCCUGGGGAUGACAGGUCCCUCUGUCCCGUGGCUGUGCAGCAGUGGCACAGCACUCUGGUCUAUGGGAGCUGACUGUGCCACAGCUCCUCGGGCACACUGAGCCUGAGCAGGGAGCUCACAACCAUUAACUGCGUCUUUAACCUUCCUGCAGUGCCAGGUGCCUGUUUCUGCCUCCAUGCUCCCAACCCAGGGCACAGGGCAGCCCUGGCAGGGUCUUCUGGGCAGUGAAAGGGCCCUUUGGCUCGAGAGUCAGUGAGACAGGGCCCCUGCAGGGCUGGCUUUGGGAAAGAAUGAGUUCAGUGACAGAUCAGGCUGCUGACAAGUCCUAGAGCAGCUCACAAAGGAGUAACCUUCUGGCUUUGCUGAUGGGACAAAAUGGGGUUUGAUGACUUUUGGAGUUUUUAAAAUAGUAUGCAGGAUAGUAUUUUAAUUAGUAUUUCUGUCAAGCAAGGUGAUAAUUAAGGGAAUGACUCUCCAUGUACAGUCUAGAAGAUGAUUUGGUAAAGCCCAGCGAGACUAAUGUGUAUGUCAGGGUAUGCUUAUUCUGUCUCUAGGUCUUUGACACCAUCCUUUUUAGGUAGAUGGACCUAAAUAUCAUAGUUUUCAAAUAAGGAUUUCAUUUCAGUGUUGUUUGGAGAUACUAUAGUGACCACUUAGAAGUCAUUUAAAAGUAAUGGUUGUGACUAAGUUUUGGCUGUAGAAGACACCAGAUCCCAGGUAAAUCCAUGCUGCAGCAGCCCUUGCUGCUGGCCCAUGCCUGGCUCUGUUCCCUGGGCCUGGGCUGGUCACACCUCCCUCCAGGCUGAGGGUUUGCCUGGCUCUCCUCCCUCUGCUCUGCUGCUCUUCUGCAAAACUUCAGAAACUUCACAUCCUCAAAACUGCCCCUGAAACUGCUCACUCAGGUGUGGGUGGGCUGCAGAGUCCUUCCUUACUGGCACCAGUGGCAAACAGAGACAGGCAAUUGCAUGACACACAAGUCUUGCUUUUAGUAAACCAGGCUAAAAUAGAAUCAGGCCUGAUCCUCUCCUCUCACCUCGAACUCCACCAGGUGGAGAACCAGACCAGUGGUCAUUUCUUGAACACAAACAGCUGCAGCCAAACCACAUCUGAGCUCUGGCUUUUCUUGCCAGUGACAGCAAAGCUCUGUGUGUGUCUUAUGUUCUGGUUGUGUGUGUGAUGAGAAGCCAUUUUAUUAUCUAUGAUUUUCUUAGAGUCUGGAUAUUUCAAACAGGAUUGGGUAUGAGAAAGGCCAUGUGCUUCCUUUCCAAAAAUACU
Messenger RNA from Ficedula albicollis (Collared flycatcher), 7889 nucleotides. RefSeq names its product MCF.2 cell line derived transforming sequence-like 2 (gene MCF2L2). Gene Ontology annotation, biological process: intracellular signal transduction. The record is from RefSeq and is a predicted model, not a curated record. The transcript is spliced from 34 exons. Gene Ontology annotation, molecular function: protein binding; guanyl-nucleotide exchange factor activity. Gene Ontology annotation, cellular component: cytoplasm. NCBI's taxonomy places the organism in Eukaryota, Metazoa, Chordata, Aves, Passeriformes, Muscicapidae. Bases 71 to 3928 code for a protein of 1285 amino acids.